Danio aesculapii is the source of this 2715-nucleotide messenger RNA. RefSeq lists its product as uncharacterized. Gene Ontology annotation, molecular function: GTP binding. The transcript is spliced from 4 exons. The coding region runs from base 128 to 2518 and encodes 796 amino acids. The record is from RefSeq and is a predicted model, not a curated record. Lineage: Eukaryota; Metazoa; Chordata; Actinopteri; Cypriniformes; Danionidae.
ACAGAGGCAGUGCAGAUGAAGAGCAGCUUCUAGAAGACAUCAAAAUAGAGGAAAAUAAACAGUGAUCUAAAGUGAUCAGAGAAGAUUAGUUGAAGACUAAAGGAGACAGAAGAAACAGAUUAUCACCAUGUCAGGUACAGUGAGUGAUCUGAGGAUUGUUCUUCUGGGUAACAGCGUUUCAGAAACCAGCAGUGUGGGAAACUUCAUCUUAGGGAGAGAAGCGUUUGAUACUGAAGCUUCAUCUGAUGAACAGCAGUACUGUGAGAGAGUUCGAGGAAAAAAAGUGACUGUCAUCAACACUCCUCUCCUGCUCAACCCAGAUCUCCCAUUACGCCAUUUUUCCCAGGGAGUGAGAGAGUGUGUGUCUCUGUCUGCUCCAGGACCUCAUGUGAUCGUUCUGGUCCUCAAACACGAGUAUUCACAAGAAGAAAAGGAGUGUGCGGAAACAGUGCUCAACUUUUUCUCUGACCGUGUGUUUGAACACACCAUAGUGCUCACCACACAGGAGCCAGAAAGAGUUGAGCUGAAUGAAGUCAAUGAUGUUAUGAAGGAAAUCAUAGACAAGUGCUUUAACCGACACUACAGAUGGGGGAAAAACAGCUCAUCUGCUGAUCUGAUAGCAACAUUUCAGGAAAUUGUUCAGAAGAAUGGUGGGCAUCCCUUGACUUGUAAAAAAGUCAAUGAAGAUUCAGCCCCAGAAAAAGCAGUGCAGUUGGGAAAAGGUCAGAGUUACACAGCUGAAUCUGCAGAAAUGGCAAGUAAUGAACAAUCCAGGAAAUCCAGGGGAAAAAAGCAUGAAGCCAAUGGCAAUGGAGAGGCUCUAAGUGUUGUUAAUGUAAUAAAGAACAAGUGGAGCAAUAAAAUAGAAUAUGGCAGCAAUGAAAACCUGCCCAUCUAUAAACUCUAUCUGGAGGAUAUUUGGCAGAACAGAGAUGGAUUCUGCAAAAGAAGCAGAUUUGGGAAAAACAUCACAAAAGAGAACAAGACUAUUAUGAUGAUCGGAGCCACUGGUGCAGGAAAAACCACUCUCAUUAACAGCAUGAUCAACUACAUUCUGGGAGUGAAAUGGGAAGAUGAUGUCCGGUUUGUGCUGAUAGAUGAAGGACAGCAGAAAUCCCAGGCUGAAAGUCAGACAUCAGAGAUCACAGCAUAUAAAAUUAACCACAUGGAUGGUUUCCGGGUUCCAUAUUCUCUGACCAUUGUGGACACACCAGGCUUUGGAGACACCAGAGGAAUUAAACAAGACCAGAAAAUCACAGCUCAGAUUCAGGAGUUCUUCUCUGCCCGUGGAGGAAUCGACUGCAUUGAUGCUGUGUGUUUUGUAGUUCAGGCUUCACUUGCUCGUCUGACGCACACACAGAAAUAUGUCUUUGACUCCAUUCUCUCCAUAUUUGGGAAAGAUAUUGCUGAAAACAUCCUGAUGAUGGUCACCUUUGCAGAUGGGAAAAAACCUCCAGUUCUGGAGGCCAUCAUAAAAUCUGAGAUUCCCUGUUCUACAGAUAAGUCUGGAGAGCCGAUUCACUUCAAAUUGAACAACUCUGCUGUGUUUGCAAACAUUAAUAAACCUGCAGACGACGAGGACUCUGACUGUGAAAACUUUGACCAAAUGUUCUGGAAGAUGGGAUUUUCUAGCAUGAAGAAAUUCUUCACAUGCCUCAUUAACAUGGAAACCAAGAGUUUAACUCUGACACGAGAGGUCCUGAAAGAGAGAAAGCACCUCGAGUUCCUUGUGGAAGGCCUGGAGCCACAGAUCAAGGCUGGUCUGACAAAGCUAGAUGAAAUUAGGAAGACAAGAGCUGCUCUGGAACAAAACAAGGCUGAGAUGGAUGCAAACAAGGAUUUUGAAUAUGAAUUAGAAGUAACUGUCCCAAAACAGAUAGAAAACACCACUAACUACUUCUUGACCAACUGCCAAAAGUGUCACUACACAUGUCAUGAUACAUGUGCGAUUUCAAAUGACAGUGCUAAACAUGGGUGCAUUGCCAUGAAAGAUGGAAAGUGUACAGUCUGUCCUGGAAAGUGUGCCUGGAAUGUUCACUUUAAUCAGAAAUAUAAAUGGGACUACAUCAAAGAAACAAGAAAGGAAACCUAUCAGGAUUUGAAAAAGCGCUUUGAAGAAGCCCAUGGAGAGGUCAUGACCAAAGAAAAGAUCUUUGAAAAGCUUGAAUAUGAGCUUGAGGUUGUCCAGGAUAUUGUCACUGGACUAAUUAAGGACUCUCAGAAGUCUUUGGAGUGUCUGGAGGAAAUUGCCCUCAAGCCCAAUCCUCUGUCCACCCCUGACUACAUCGAUCUGAUGAUUGAGUCUGAGAAACAAGAAGCCAAACCUGGAUUUCUAGAUCGCAUUCAGUCUUUAAAUGAAGUCAAAGUGAAGGCAGAGAUCAUCAGUAAAGUUUCCACAGGAGGAGCAGUUCCUGAGGAUUUGAAGACAUAUAAACCUGAAACAAGCAGAAAUAAACCCUACGAUUCAAACUACCUGUUCAGAAUGGCAAGGAAGUAUUAUGAUAAAGUUUUUAAGUAACAUAUUUACUUCUCUACAGUAAGGACAGACAACGUUAACAAUAAACAGCAAUUAUCUAAUAUCUUAAUUCUAUUCAGAGAUCAGAGGUAAUAUCUCACAUUCAGUGUUUUAUGUGAUGUUGUGAACAGUUUGAUAUAAUAAUGUUUGUUAUAGUUGUGUUGGUAUUCCAAUAAAAGCCUGUUCAUUUAUUAUCAUCA